Molecule: messenger RNA, 1177 nt
Organism: Saccostrea cuccullata (small rock oyster)
Lineage: Eukaryota; Metazoa; Mollusca; Bivalvia; Ostreida; Ostreidae
Exons: 7
Coding region: 188-850 (220 amino acids)
Source: RefSeq, a predicted model, not a curated record
CCGAACGACCCUUUCUUUCACAUGACAUUUUGUAGUUCAUCAACUUUCAACUUUCAAGCUUUUAAUUUGAAAUCGAGCUCACAUGACACAGAGAGUAUAGUCUGCUUAGCGUCGAGUUGUAAUUGUUAAAAAACCAUAAAGGUCAAGUGCAUCAUCAUGAAACUACAGUAAGGAAUGACAGAGAGCCAUGAGGGACAACAUUAACACAGACACUGUACCAGACACUGGUAUUAUAACUGUGGAGACGGAGGAAGUAGACGAAAUCCACUUUGGACACAUUCCCCAAACUCCCUCACACAGCUGGCCUAAAGCUAUAGGAAUUGUACAGAUUGCCAGUGGAUUUUUUACUACUAUAUUAGCUGUAUUGGAGGUAUUUUAUUUGCCCCUUGUAAAUGAACUGGAUAAUCCCUACCCUCUGUUCCUGGGACCUAGAAACUGCUAUGGAGCUGGUCUCCUGGCGGGGGCAUUUAUGGUGUUAUUAGGCAGUACUGCAGUUAGGGCCUCCAUCAGUAAGAGAGCAACCUCGAUAAAGAAGUUUUUUUCCUUGACUUUGUUUACAUUGGUGUUAUACACAGGAAUUACUUUGUUCCUGAUCAUUGGUUAUGCCAAACACUGGACUUCACAGGACGCCAAUAAUGGGGACAAUUAUUUGUAUGAGAUACACAUUUUUGUGACCAUCAGUACUAUCAUGGGACUUAUUUUCGCUGUGACGGCCUUCGUGCAGUAUUACGAACUUGUGUGUUUCGGAGAGUAUAACUUACACCAUUCCCUUCUUCUCUGUCUACUACCCUGUAUAUUUCGGCGACCCUCAAGUCCAUCUACUGAAAGCCUUGUCAGUAAUCCGAUCUGAUGACAAACGUUUCUUUUGGAAAAUGAAUUUAAUUAUUCUCCACUGUUUGCCAAGACUGUCAGUGAUAAUUAGCUUGCUAAGGAUCAGGCUAUGUUGAACACUGCUUCAGCAAAUUUAUAUUAUAGUGCUCUUCUGAUAUGCAUAAUACAUCUAUCUUUAGUUUAUACUUGCAUUGAUAUCAGUGUAAUAAUGAUUUUUUUUAACAUUUUGUUUAAAUGAAUAUUUAUUAAAUGUGUUGGCCUAGGCUAUAUUCAGAUGCUCUAGAUUUUUUUUUAUACAGUCUCGUGUUGAAGACCACAGUUACCAAGGAUAUUAAUUUAUUAUUUU